This is a messenger RNA of Drosophila grimshawi, 2500 nucleotides long. RefSeq names its product cytokine receptor. Lineage: Eukaryota; Metazoa; Arthropoda; Insecta; Diptera; Drosophilidae. Bases 26 to 2020 code for a protein of 664 amino acids. The record is from RefSeq and is a predicted model, not a curated record. The transcript has 2 exons. Gene Ontology annotation, molecular function: protein binding.
CAUUUCUUAUCGAGCGAGCUCGAACAUGCAGCGCUCAGCAGUCAUCAUUCUGAGUCUGGCAUGCCUGGGCGAUUUGCGCAAUAUUAAUAGGGAUAAUUUUAAAAUGUUGCUGUCACCAAAGUAUCCACGCGCUGGGGAUCUGUUCAAUGUUACCUUCCGGGUUACGUCGACAGACGAUCUGCCCGAAGACUGUACAAGUAUUGAUCAAGUAUAUAUGCAGUCUAAAAAAGGUGAAAACUUAACGGUGCACAUACUGAACAACACGGCCUUGUAUCACAACGCGUCUUCAGCAGUGGCCGUGGUUGCCAAUGGUGCAUUGGAGUAUGAAGCUUUAUGCAAUGGGGCAUCUCUCACUGGAGUCAGUCCUAUGAUCGGCGCCAAAUUAGAGAACAUAGACUUUAACUGUAUUUGUUGGGUCAGCGGCGAUAUGGUCUGCACCUUCAGUAAACCACAGUUUGAUAAAAAAGAAGGCUAUUACAGGGCAAACUUCACGCUGCAUCGCGAAGGACAAGGGACGCCGACAACCUGCUCUUAUAAAGACAAAAGUGAAACACAGGUGGAGUGCAAACUAACAAUUGAGCCUUUGACAACAUUGACUCUCUCGCUGAACAUGACGGAUGAUGGUGGUGAACAGGGACUAACCUUUAAUGUUUCCCAACAAGAGUCCAUCAUGAUGGAUGCGCUCACAGAGUGGAUGCGACUGAAUCACACUAGCAAUAGCAUUUGCCUGAGUUUCAAGAACGAACUGCAAAGCGAAUACAAUGUAAAUGCUAUCGAGUGGUCUGUGUAUCUGACGGACCACAAUCACACUUUUCAAUCAAUCAAUAAUACUUCUGAAUACGAGACUAACGUGGAUAUCAUUUGUGUAUGGGAGCUGCUCUAUCCUCAUUACAGCUAUACAUUCGACAUUAAGAGGCGUGCCAACAGCAAAGCUCCCUGGAGUCCUUCCUUUGUCCACAGCUUCAGCACAGCCGCCGCUCUGCCAUCAGGUCCGCCGCUUGUGUGGCCAAGUGGCUAUGAGCUCAAUCUCGACGAAGGAACACUCAGCGUCUACUGGCAGCAGCUGGAUGAGCUGAAACACAAUGGUGAAAACUUUACUUACAAUGUCAGUGUCCAAAACAACAACAAAAACAACAGAAGCCUAAUCAAACAUGUCAAAAUUGAUAUCCGGCCAAGUCAGGCCAUAAUCAGUAAACUUAAUAUGAAAAGUGGCAGCUAUAUAAUAAUAAUACGUAGCCAAAAUGAAAUCGGAGUGUCGGAGAACAGCAGCGAAAUUGUCGUGGAGAUGUCACCCGAACCAUAUAAAUUGAUGCCGAGGAAUGUAACAUUGACGGAAAAGUUAUUGGUUUGGGCAGAGCCGCAGCGGACUGACCAACUGCAGAGCUACACGGUCUUCUGGUGCAAACUGAAUGGGACAAAUCACAGAAAAUGCAAUGAUACCCUGUCGAUAAUGUCGGAGCAGGUGGUCCAUACCAAGUGCUCUUUCAUGAAAGAAGGUUUUGGAGAUGGCACCUUUAUAUGGGCCGUCUCGGCCAAUUAUGGUAGCGGCAGCGGCAGUGGCGGAAUGCGCUGGAUGAAUCCGUUGUAUACUGAAGUUCAUCAUGAAUAUCAUGGUGGGAUGAUUGACAGUUUGAAAGCUUUAACAGCUCUUGUGGUGCUCGUUGUUGUAACGUAUGCAGUAAUCCGCCGAUGUCGAUUUAUGUCCAACAUCGGUGUAGAUUUGCCGGAGGGUCUUUUCAAGGAACUGGAGCUAAAUACAGCUGAGCAGCCAAGCCCAAAAGAAGCACACGAGAAGACAACCGAUCUAGUUAACGCCCCGGAAAUGACCCUCGAGUUAUUAACCGAUUUUAGGCCGCACGAUGAUUUCACAGCACAAACUCAACUUCCAGUCAAUGAAGGUUAUCUCAAAAUGGAUCCCCAACAAGUAAAUGCCGAGUACAAGUUCCUCACUUCUCAAGGUCGCACUAUUACUGCCUUGGGGUAUUGUUCCACAACGCAAAUGUUUAGCGACUAUAAAUAAAAAAUGUGCUUUCACCUUCGAAAUCCGGGCUCAAAUUUUCAAAAUACGGGUAGAUUUUUUUUGAGUGUAAUAGUAGAAAAUAUUUUUAAAAAAUAAAAACAAUCACCAUAUUUUUCAGAUUGUCAAUUUAGGUACUAAGCAGACAUUAUUGUAUUGUGAUUUAGGGCAAGCCUAAUUUUAAGAAUUAUUUGUUUUAUAUUUAGGAUUUAUUUCUAAAAACAAGAAAAGUUUUCUAGUUUUCAGGGCGAUCUUUUUCCUGAAUGUAUCAAAAACAAUAGUGCUUUAUGUAAGAAUAAUAUUAAUUAACUUAAUUCAUGGAGAAUAUUUUAGUUUAAUAUUUCUUGACCAUUUCAGGAUCAGUGUCGCCUUAUUGUCUCUGGAUUUUAAACUACCGUUUUUUAUUCAUAUAACGACCGCUGUAAUAAUUUUAAAAAAAUUGUCCCAAAAUCUGGACAUUGAAACGUUUUUCUUGAAGUUAUA